AUGCUGACUGGCAUCUUUGGACAUAAGUCGGUGCUUGACAGCUUGUCAGGCAUGUCAACGAAACGCAGUCCUUCGUUUUCGACACUUGCAUUGGCGCACACUGUGAUGCUCCCGCACACCGUCGCUGUUGCAUGCCUUUCCCUCUGGCUGGUGGGCUCAGCGCAGGCCAGACCCAGGGGCCACUUGGACCCGAGCCUGCCAAGCGGCUUCCGCGACUGUCUGUUUUACGACGACUUCCUGCAGCCGGCUGGCUCGCAGCCCGACCCAGAGCGGUGGACCAUCGACACCGGCCAUUCGUACCCUGGCGGACCCGCGAACUGGGGCACCGGCGAGCUGCAAACGUACACGGCCGACAAGGGUAACAUUGCCAUCUCGACGGAAGGAACGCUCCAGAUCAUUCCGGUCCGCGGGCCCAACGGCACGUGGACGUCGUCGCGCGUCGAGACAACACCCACGUGGGACGUGGCCUGCCGCAAGGGAUGGCGCAUGCGCGUCGAGGCGCGCAUCAAACUCGGUGCCAAUGCCGCGGCAGAGUCGCUGGGCAUCUGGCAGGCGUUCUGGGCCCUCGGCUCCGACUAUCGCGGCGUGUACUGGAACUGGCCGGGCGUCGGCGAGGUGGACAUUCUCGAAAGCAUGAACGGCGAGGACAAGCUCCGGCAGGCAGUGCACUGCGGCGUCAACCCCGGCGGGCCGUGUGACGAGCCCUCGGGCAUCGGCAACAUCACCGAGGGCGUGACGCGCGGAGAGUGGCACAGGGUCGCUUGGGAGGUCGACCGACGGGUCUGGCCGCGGGCGACGCACGACGAGGAGGAGUCGAUGAGCUGGUUCAUCGACGGCAGGCGGCGGUGGACGCUGACGGCAUCGCAGGUCAACGACACGGAGGCGUGGGAGGCGCUUGCGGGGGGCAAGAAGAUGGUACUGCUCAACAUCGCCGUCGGCGGGGGGUACCCGGAUGCCGUCGCAGGAGUGAAGACGCCCACGAACGCGACGCGAGGGGGCGAGGGCGCCAGCAUGGAGGUUGACUAUGUGGCGGCGUACGCAUCGCGGGUGUAA
Molecule: messenger RNA, 1053 nt
Organism: Purpureocillium lilacinum
Lineage: Eukaryota; Fungi; Ascomycota; Sordariomycetes; Hypocreales; Ophiocordycipitaceae
Biological process (GO): carbohydrate metabolic process
Molecular function (GO): hydrolase activity, hydrolyzing O-glycosyl compounds
Source: RefSeq, a predicted model, not a curated record